GUACAACAACAAGAAGAACAACAAGGUUGAAUCUAACAUUUCUCAUAUUUUAUUCAGUGACUGAGCUAAAUAUUGUUUUAAAUUCACUGCUGUGUUUUAGAUGAGUCCGUCUCUGAAACUUUAUACUGGAGCUCCCCCUAUAGCUUACAUUGGUAAGUGACCAAUAAAAAAUAUAAAGGGUCUUAAAUUGGUUUAUUUCUAUUUGAUUUAGGUUAUUUACAGUAGACUAGCACUGUGGCAACAUCUUUUUUAAUUAUCAUAUGGUUCCAAGAUCCGGGAAAUAUAUGCCAAAAAAAGCACAAUAUGGUUAAAUGAUUAAUGUAAAUUGCAUUACCUUUUGGUAUCUUUCCUAAAAAGUAUUAUUAUGAACAGAGUCUCAGAAGUACUCUUCAAUAAACUGACAUUUUUCUUUCUAAAAACACUUUAUUUGUAAUUUUCAGUUAACAUACAGAACAAUCGUAUUCUCUGUAUUACAAAUAACUACAAAAAACAGUCUGGACAAUAGACAGAGACAGAGCAAAGAGGACAAAAACAAACAAAUUAAAAAAAAAAAAGAAACAAAGUUUUUUUAAAUUUUUUUAAUAUAUUUUUUUAAAUAAAUGUCUAACCCCUUCACCCAUGUAACCUUCUAACCUUCACAGACUCCAUGAAUUGAUGCCCAUCUCCUAAAUAUUUGGUCACAUGAUCAAUUUCUUUUACCAUUUUCAAGCAACAGGAGGUGGCUCAACUUACCCUUUGGCUCAUCCUACCUCAUUCUCCCCUAUCUGUAAAAUAACUUUUUUUCAAUAACCUAUUUUCGAUGUGAUAAUCUCUUUGAUGGGCAUCUUUUUAUAGGAUAUCGAAUUGUCUAUCGAGAAAACUUGAAGCUAUGAUAUAAAUCAAAUUAAUAUAUUAAAAAAACAGUAUUUCUAGUCUGUUAAUAUGAAGAACAAGGUAAUACGAGUAUACCUUGAAGGGUCCAUAUACAUACACUAUGUCGUCCUAUAGGUGGCGGUACACACUCGCAUAUGUUUUGUACCCAUGGGCACUGAAUCUGUACAUAUUGGCGCCAUUUUGGAGCUAGGAGGGGGAAGAGAGCUGCAGAGGAGGACACGAUUGAUCACAAUUCACCGUAACAGGUAAGAAAAUAGACAAUUGUAAAACGAAUUUUGAUUGGAAAGUGUCGCUAUUUUCAGCCACUGCAGCGAAAACGCGGUAUAACUCGAGAUGUGUCCGCGGAGAUGCCAUGUUUGCAGCGCCGAAAGAGGUGGAGCGCAGCCCGCCUUGCUCGCCUCUGUUCUCGGCAGCCGUGUCCGAUCACGGCGCUGGUUGACCUGGUCCUGCGGCGCUAAACGGUUAGCCAGUGAAAUACUACCCCGUGUGGCAGACCCUGUGAGCAAACAAUGACUGCCCUUGCGUGUUAGACUCGACCCUGAAUGUAGAUAUGGAUGUAAGGGUGGUGUGCCGGGGUGUUUUGUUCGGUGCAGCGUUACUAUCUGUCCGCCCUCUGUCACUGAGAUUGCUGCUCAUUACGUUAGCGAGAGGUUAGCUAGUGGCGGCUAACUCGAUUAGCCAUGGUCAACACAGCAACAAGGCAGGCUGGCUGCACCGUAGCGUCUGGCCUUGACAUGCAGUUUUAGCACAACAAUAACCACCUCUACUCAGUUCAUAUCUCCCCUUACACUCGCUCAGUAACCUUAGAUCACAUUAGAGUUAAUGUGGAGAUCAUUUCCAUUGUGACCCUCAUCAUUACGAGCUCCUCGUAAAAGGCGCAUUGCUGGUGGGGAUAUACUCAAUGAUGUGUUGGCUUGUUGAAAGGCUGCAUGUAUGCAUAAACCGCAUACCGUAGAGGUUUGUUUUUCCAUUUCUGACAUGACUCGUAUGGAUUUCAACAACCUCCCCUGAUGUUUUUCAGGCUUGUUGUGAAUACCACGUUGGGCAACAACACCAUACAGCAUUAUUUAUAUCAGGGCAAAGCUGCUGUACAGACAAAAGGAGUUAUUCCCAAUUCUGGAUGAUGCAUGUUUGUUGUGUAAACCGGGUGCAUUUAUUCUGACAGGUACUAAAGUGUGAUUAUUGAGCUUACUGGGCUGAUCACACCCGUGUUAAAAUUAUCCUGCAUCAGUUGUAAGUUGUUUCAUUUUAAGAUCUUGUUACUGUAAAGAUCAUCAGAUGAACUCCCUCACAAGGAGCAAAGCUGGAAUUUGAUGAUUGUAUGAUUGCAUUGGUUAAUAAAUAUGUACACAUGCCCGUGCUGACUUUGGGUUGAAAAAGGAAGAAUAGGUAAAAAAAAAACUGAUGACAUACUGAGAAAUGUUGGCGUUGCAGUAGGAGGUUAUCCAGGCAUAUUAGGGCAAAGUAAGCAUACAUCCAAACAAUAAAAAUAAUAAUAAUUCAAAUAAAAUUUAAAAAAUCUAAAAUGAAGAAUAUUUAUUAUACUUUGGUUUGAGAAAGGAAGAAUAGGUUAAAAAAAAACUAUUUGCUUAAGUGAUGACAGAAUCUUAUGGCGUUGCAGCAGGAAUUAUCCAGGCAUAUUAGAGUAAAGUAAGCAUACAUCCAAUACAUACAAUAUUUUUAAAAAAAUCUUAAAUGAAAGAAUAUUUAUGAAGGAUAACAACUGAAAAGAUGUGCAAAUAUUUUGGCAAAAAUAACCUCAUUAAAGAUCUACUCAUACUCAUAUCCUCACCCUGUAAACUGAAUUCAGUUUGUUUCAUCAUUACAUGAGCUGCUGUUGUUGUUGUUGUUGCUGUUGUUUUAAUGUUGCUGCUGUCUCUCUCUCUCUCUCUCUCACCCUCAUUUUGUACUCUCUCCCUCCCUCUCCCUUACUCAUUCUCUCUCUCUCCUUCCCUCUAUCUUGUUCUCUUUCUCUCUCCCUGUCUCUCUGUAUUUCUCCCCAACCCAGCAGCGGCUUGGUGGCUGUCUGGCAUGAGUCUGGUCCUGCUCACGUUUUCUGCCUGUUAAAGGAAGUUUUUCCUUGCCUCCGUUACUCAUGUUAGAUAAGAUGGGCCAAAUCCCAUCUUAGGUUGGGUCUUGAUAAUUCAUCAAACAAUGAGCAUGGUCUAGGCCUGCUCUUUUUCUUUUGAUUAGAUUGCAAAGAAGCUGCAGCCCUUAAAUUGUAUUCCCCAAAAUUAACAAGAAAACUGAGCAAAAUUAUGUUUGGUCAAUAGUCUGCUGCAAUUCCUGUUUGUACCCGGAUUUUGUGUGACAGUGUGUUUUUGUUGAAUUUUUACAGGAGUAAAAAAAUAUGUCAAGGUUUGGUUCUCCACAUCUGUUUGUUGUCAUACCAUACACUAGUUUCUCCUUGCAGUGCAGCUCAGGCUCCUUCUUGAUGUCUGAUUCCCAUAACCUCCACUGCUUCUUAUCUGCUUUGUUGUUGUUGUAUUCAUGGGGUCAGAUAGAUGACCGUUCAGAAAAUGUAUAUUGCGUUUGAUCUCAGGGAAAAUAAACUAUGUGACAGCACUUCUCUAUUCUGUAGUAACCCUUACGUUUUUGUUUGUUGGUUUGAGUCGGUGCCCACCCGAGGGUCAGUGAGUUCACUCUUACAGCCAGCUGGUGUCCAGUUCUCCCUGUGUUGCCUGACAGUCACUCUCUCCCCCUGUGAUCAUCCGCAGGAUUAAAACAAAGGAUGUCCGUGUAAAGGUUCAGAUUAGGUUAGGAGGACUGCUCUGUGUCUUCAUAUUUCUGCUGGCAGUUGUAUUAAAGGACUCAAGAGCAAGAAGAGAGGACAGAGACCAAACCCUCAUAGGGGGGAGGGGAGUCGGUGUGAUUUACUUAGAAAAACACUGGGGUGGUGAAAGUAGUUCAUAUUCAAGAAGGUUGUUUUUUCUCCUUUUGUACCUUUGUUCAUAUUUGAUUAUCUACUCCUGCUUCUUAUUCAAAGUGAAAUUUUCCCCGAUGGAUGGCGCCGUGACAGCCCCCCCAGGUUGAGAAAUACUUCUCUCUGAUUGGCUGCCAGAGCUAUGUGUGUAAGUGUGCAUUUGUGUGUCAGUAUGGUAGACGGAGAGAGAGAGAGAGACGGACUCAGAUUUGGCAGCAGCUGUGGGGUGGAAAAGAAGGUCAGAACAGAGCGAUUUGGCUGCCUGCCAGUGCUGGACAGUGUGAGUGUGUGUUUGGCCCUGUUUGUGUGUGUUUGCGUGUGUGUGUGUGUUUUUCUCUUAUAAAAGCUGAAGUACAGCUGCUGAAAAUAGUUUGUUAUUGAAAAUUCAGUAUUGAAUUCUGGCCUCUAAAUGAAGCCCGACAAGCGCUUUUGUCAGGCAGCGGACCUCCUGACCCAGACUGCUUCAUUAUCAUCAAUGUUCUUUGAACGGUAACAGCAACACAAAUUCACAAAGAAGACAUGGGCCCAUAUAUUUGCUCUUGUUUGUCCUCCUAAGAGAUGCUCGUGUCUGUACAGUGUAGUUUCUUUCUCACUUAGUUUGAUGGAUGUGCUGCUGCUGUCUUGGUCAGGGAUCCUAAAAAGGUUAACUUGUUACACUAAUGCAACUCUCUUGGCUAAAUACAUCUGUGGUGACAGAUAACAUACUUUUAUGUGCAGCAGUCACAAACACCGGUGCGAUGUGCAUCUAUUUAUGUUUUCUGUUGUUGUUGCCACUGUCUUUGCUGUCAUUGAGGCAGAAUACACAAAAAAUGUGGCAAAUUAUCUUGUGAUUGUUUUUGCCUUUGCUCUUCAGUACAAAUACAUAAUCAGAUUUGCAUUAAGCCCUAUUACAGUCCAUUUAUACAAGUAUUUGCCUUGAUUUGUUGCUAAGGCAGUGAUGAGAGAGGAGCAGUCCUUGUACAGCACAACAGUUCUGAAUCGGUGUGAGAGUCUGAACUAAAUCCUCCAACAAAGGUAAAGGAUCCAGAUAUACCAUACCAGUGAAGGUGUCAGGACAGUCAAACAAUGUAGAUUGAAGCACUCAGUGCGACCAUGAUAUAAAUUUUCUGAUCAGUUUAUUGAGAGUAAAUGUUUCUUGGUUUGGGUUCCCAUUUUCUUUCAAACUCAGAUCAACCCUCAGAAGUCACAAAGUCUGCCAAAGUGAAGCAGUCCAGGUUUAUUUUUCAAACACACACACACACAAUCAUGCUCAUGCGUACACACAGUAGUUACUACUAUACACAGGGAGUCAAAGCAAAUAGUGAUGACAGAGAAGUCAAAUAGACACAGGCCUGAUAAGGGCUGUUCUCUUAAGUUGGAAAAUAGAUCUUCUCCUCUACUGUAAAGGAGCUUUGGUGCUGGGACUCUGACCAUCCACAAACUUUUUUCUGUAACUUUGCCAUCCUUAAAAGAUUUCUUGUGUUUUGCUUGAAAGUGUAGCUGGCUAACUAAAUUUAUGCACUACCAUCCUCACAGUAACGCCACAACAAGUCCGUGCUACAUCUUUACGUCUAGCUGUGAUGAGUACAAGCGAGUUUGUUUUUCUCUGCGAUGCAUUGAAGUUUAUAUCUGACAGGUCAUGAUCUUAAAAGAGCGCACACAGGGAAACAAUAUCACCCAUUUGACAUUAAAGAUUCAAAAGCAAAGGAAACUGCUCCAUCAUCGAUCUUUCAGGGCGUAUUGUAGAGAUGAUAAUGAUUAUGAGACACAUUUACAAACACAAUAACGCCACGUGAAACAUAAUCACUGUAUAAUCUUAACAAACAUAGAUCGAUCAGCCAUCUGAAUUCCUAUUGAUCAGAUGGAGUUAGCAAUAGCUUUAUAUGAAGCACAAUAUGCAGGGUUGGGCCUGACCGAUAUGGAUUUUUUGGGACCGAUGUCGAUACCGAUUAUUGGGGGGGGGAGUCCGAUUAAUUGGCCGAUUAAAAAUUUUUUUUAAUGAAGUUAUAAAUGCAAAAAUCGGUGAGUUUUGGCCGAUUACCGAUUAGUCUCAAACGGGCUAAAAUUGGCCGAUUUAAUUGGCUUGCCAAUAAAUCGGCCGAGCCCUAAUGCGAGGUUGUGCAGAAAUCAAAAUCUAACAAGUGUAGCAAUGUUACAACUACGGCUGGGUGAUAUGGCCUCAAAUCAGUAUUACGAUAUAUUGAGUAUUUCACCUCGACAACGGUAAAUAGACGAUAACUACUCCACAAGCCGCUCACCCCCUCCCACAUAAACUUCGUCGACUUCAGCUGCCGCUCUAGCCGCUACAACUUUUGAACCGUCCUCCAUAUCCUCACCCGUCUUUCCCUCUUUGUUACAGACUGGAUGGGGUGGAGUCACAUCUCUGACAUAAGACAGCCUCUUAAAGGGACAUGAGACUAUAGCCUACCUACACACACCCAAAACCAACUUUUAUUUAUUUACUUCUUUUUGGACACCAAAUACAUUGACAUGGGCGAAAUGUCUUUGGUUAUUGUUGUAAAUAACCCAGCCCUAGUUACGACAAUGUGUGUCAGCUUCAGAGAGCAUUUAAUUUCAUGUUGUGCCGCAGAGAUGCCUUAAUUUAAAAAUCUUGUUAUACAGAUGCAGGAAAACAAAAACAUUGUAAUGCAAGAAAUUAUAAUGCUCAUUAAAUUUGCAUUCCCUCACAGUUGUAAUAAUUGUUGUUAUGAUCUAUUGUGAUUUAAUUCUUUGCAGUCCCAGUUAUAAUGUAGUCAGUGACAAAUGAAACAGCCCAUCCAUUCACCAAACCGUACCUUCCUUCUCUAUCGUAUCCUCAAACCAACAAUAUACAGUUUAGUUUUAGAAACCAACAAAUGCAGCAAAUUCUCUUCAAUAUCAAUCAGAUUAAAGUCAAUACUGUUACUGAUGGCCAGACAAGCCCCAUGUAUGAUCACUUUCUGCCAAUGUGCUUGUGGUUCAUGUUGAUGCAAACAAGUUUAGUCACUUUAUCUUACUUCACUCACACAAGACAGCAGACAAAGGUAUCAUCUCAGCCAUCACGAUAAUAAUAAGUAAAGUUAUUUAGCUAUAAACACUGCGGUUCUAGAGUGAGGUGAAUUGAUCCUGUGAAGUUGAAUCUUUGUUUUUCCCACAAAGUAAAACUAAGACUGUCAGUCAGUCAGUCAGAGGGACUGUGAUUGACAAACACAGACCUGUUCACUGGGACUCGAAUAGUUUAGGGAAAUGGGAUACCUGAGACACGUCUCUGAAGAAAAGCGCUGUUUUGAUUGCUGACACGUUUUCUGAGGCAGUUAUUCAAUCUGUAUUCUCCUGAUUGAUUUGUUGCAAAACAGCUUACUUCCCUCUGUUACUCUGAAAUCUCCCGGGACGAGCCCUUGACUUCCAGCAGUGUUGCCGUGACUAAUGCGCUGCUGCACUGAAUGUUUCCUCCCAGUGUUUUUUGAACCCCCGGUGUAAAAACGGCACAUCAUGAAUUUAUGUUGAAAAUUUAACCAUGCGGACCCUCUGUAUAUUCAUGAUUUAGGAGUCUCACUGAACAGAGAGGGUGUAUCCAGUGAGAUGUAAUAGUCAACAUGAAGUCAUAUUCAAACUAGCUUAACAUGCAUUUUCUGUUUUGUAUCUUUAAUGGACUGAAAGGUGGAGCAGGUCAGCUUACCGUCCUUCGACUAAUGUGCCCAUGAGCAACCUUCGAAUUAAAAAGUCAGAGUUUUUAAGGACGUGCAAAUGCCCCAAACAUGAACUGUCUGUAAUCCUAAAGAGGCUGUACUACUGAGAGACGCAACACAACAGAAGCAGCAGCUUGAGACAAAAAGACUGCCUGCUGUCUGAAUGCAGCAAUCUCAUCUUUCAUUUAUCUUGUUGAAACGCGGUUACUUUGUUCUGAAAACCUUUCUGAAUAUUUCAGACGGCUUUAUUACCGUUUUCUUCUGAGAACAGAGCAGAUCUUGUUUGUGUUUGUUAAAGUUACCGUGUUUUAUCUUCUUGAAGGUUUUUUUUUUCUGCUGCUUUUAAAGUUUUCUUAGUUGGUUUCUGUCUCACCUUUUUCUGACUCUUUCCUUCUUCUUCUUCUCCUCCAGGCAGUGAAGAGCUAAAGAGGAUGGCUCACUCUAAAGCUCGAGUCACAGAUGGGAAGGUGACCUACCCCCCGGGGGUCAAAGAAAUCUCGGACAAAAUCUCCAAAGAGGAAAUGGUCCGCAGGCUCAAGGUCGGUGUGUUUCUGCAGCAGCUGUCUCCUCGGUUUAUUCUGUUCAGAUUGCACAGAUUCAUCACAUCAUGCUUCUCUUUAUAAUAGUGGCCCAUCAUCAAGCAUCAUUGAUAUUUUUGGAAAGUUUUUUUUUCCCCUUUUGAACAAUAAAAUCACUCAGAUCUCUGUAAUUUUUCACUCAGAUGGUUGUGAAGACCUUCAUGGACAUGGACCAGGACUCCGAGGAAGAGAAGGAGUUGUACCUGAACCUGGCCCUCCACCUGGCCUCCGAUUUUUUCCUCAAACACCCAGACAAAGAUGUCCGUCUUCUGGUGGCCUGCUGUCUGGCAGACAUAUUCAGAAUUUACGCUCCAGAGGCUCCGUACACCUCCCCAGAUAAACUCAAGGUGCAGAGAUGGAAAUGUUGUUUUUUAGGAUGUGAUUGUGCAGAACUCUUUAGUCGUCGCUCUGAAAUGUUGGCAGCAAAACAAAACUCUUUGAACAUUAGCUGCUCUCAUGAUACAAAUCAUCUAUUUACAGAACUGAUGCCAAUUUGAUGCUAAUUAUUUUGAAAUGCCUGCAGUGAUCAAUCUGAAACGGAUUAGUUGGUCUGUCUCUACAACUAAUACACAACUGAAAUUCAUCAUUUAUUUCUCCAAUUAUGUUUUUUGGCAUCAAAGCUAUUAAACUUCUAUAUUUGUUCUGUUGUGCUCGAUGGCUACUUCCAGUAUGUGUGUGCAGAGUUCCAGUAUUGAUGGUGUGUGUGUGUUUGUGUGUGUUUUCUCUUCCCCAGGACAUUUUUAUGUUCAUCACAAGACAGCUCAAAGGACUGGAGGACACCAAGAGCGCUCAGUUCAACAGAUACUUCUACCUGCUGGAGGUGCGUCACUGCUCAUGUAGUUUUACCACACCUGAUGAUCUAAAUCGACGCUCACAUCGUCCUGCAGUUAUUCUUUUUAAAUAGUGAUAAACACAGCAGAUUAAAAAUAAAACGAGAAUAAGAAAUUAAUUAAUUGAACACUAAGUUGGAAAAAACACACCAGGCAUACAUUAUGUUGUAAAGCAGUGCGGCUCUCUCUAUCUUUAAGACUCACUACAACUUAAGCCUGAUUUUAGGAUGUUCCUUUGGUGGGUGAAUAUUCCUCUGCGGCGUCUGUUGCUGAACAACAAUAACCUAAUAUAGAUGCAUAAUAGAUUUUCUCCGUUAAUUAAAACUCUAAUGGUCUUGAAUAUUUCUUUUGUUGUAGCAAUGCUGCAGAGUCUGAGUCAGGAAAGAGAAGCUCUGCUCCUUUUGAGCGCUUGUUGAUGGAGUGAUGUUUUAUUGAAUAGUUGUAUAAAUGGCUCGGCGAGGCCUACUCAGAAGUCUAUUUUUAACUAUUCAACCCGUUUGAGACGUUGGUUGUUGUUUCGCUCGUUGGCUCAGUUUCAGAAUACAGUAACAGUGUCGGCUCUGCUUUUAAUCUACAUCAGCGAAUAAAGAAUAUUUGAGUCUGACAGUUCCGUCUCUUAUCAGUGAGAGGCUGCAGCAGUCCCUGUUGGUACAAAACAGUUUUGAAAAAUGUUGCACGGCUUUUGUAAAAAUCUAAAUCUGCCCUGUUUUUUUUUCUGUUGGGUUUAGUCUGUUUUUCAGUCUUCUGUUUUUGUUCUUAAAAUGUUCCUUCAAAGUGAUUUUAAGAAAGUUAAUAAGGGGCAACUUGAGCCUAAUUGGAAAUAAAGAUCGACUUGAGUUUCCUCUAGAUUUUAAUCAGCAGAAAUAAAAAGCCAGUGUUCAUCGUUGAACAGUAGAAACAUUUGAACCAAACGAUGGUGGAAAGAGGAAAUUAGUUUGGGUAAUAUCACUUUCUCCACGCUUAUACAACAAAAUUAUAAAAUUUAUUAGCUACUCGCUGCGUUAGCGUUACUGAUUGAAAACAGCUCCAGGUAAACUGUGAUAAAAAGAGUGAGUUUAUUCAGUGUAAGAUGGAUAUAUAAUGAGGAACAUCACUCUUUUGUUUCACUCUGCUUAACAGUGAGCUUUACAACAUCAGAAUUCAGAUCUGCCUUUUUGAUAUGAUCACCAAGAAUGAGCUGAAUGUUGUUUCCAGCCAAAAAUAAAGCGAUAAAUAGCAAAAACGUAAUAUCUGUCUGAGACGCAAGAAGCAGACAGGUAUGUAUGAAAGAGGAUUAGGACCACAAGAAGAGAAAAAAUAAUGACAGGACAGAGAUUUUUGUAUUUCACUUUUGAGAGUAAAGUUCAAAUUAUAAUAAGUCAAAAUUUCAAUUUUAUUCAUGUCAAAUUUAAUCUCGAAAUUUUGACUUUAAUCUUGAUAUUCUAAUUUUACAAUCUCAAAAUUUCGACAUUAUUCACGAAAUUUCGACAUUUUGUAAUCUCCAAAUUUUGCAUUUAAUCUGGAAAUUUCAAUUUGUAAUCUCAAAAUUUUGACUGUAAUGACAGAAUUUCCAUUUUAUUAAUGUUGAAAUUUUAACUUCAAUCUUGAAAUUUCGACUUUAUUUACAUAAUAUUGAUUUUUUUUUAAUGUCGGAAUUUCGACUUUAAUCUCCUUCCUGUAAUUAUUUUUUUUCUCUUCAUGUGGCCCUAAUCCUCUUCCGUAGGUCUGCGUAGUGACUAGUGUGUGAUCAUAGUGAAGCUUUGAGCAGCCAAAGAGCAUGAAAUGAUCAUUUAGAGUGGAUAGAGAGCAAAAAUAGAGGUUAAGAGGGUUACUAUCUGAUUCAUUUGUUUGUAGUUUCAUGUUUGGGUGUUUGUCUUUAAUUGGAUUGGAUUGGAAAGAGAGACCGGAAAUGUGAGGGGUAGAGAGUGGGGAAGAUAUGCAGCAAAGGGUCAUGGGAGGGAGUCUAAUCAGAGACUGCUGGAAAGAGGACUGUAACCUCUGUAUAUGCGGCUCAAACUGAGAGGCCAACCAGCACCCUUUAUUUUGCCUGAGUAACUCAAACACCACUCUACUUAAAUGCUGUAAAUUUUGCUCUUUUACCACCCGAGGCGUAAAUAAACAACUGUUUCAAUUCAGUGACAACUCGACUUAAAAGGAUAAUAAAUAUAAAUGUUGAAUUGCUCUUUGUUUCCUCUGAGUUAAAGUGUGAAAGGAAGUGACUUUGAUUUGAUUUUGACCUCCUGCCUCUUCUCUGUUGUUCAGAACAUAGCAUGGGUGAAGUCCUACAACAUUUGCUUUGAGCUCGAAGACAGCAAUGAGAUUUUCACCCAGCUUUAUCGAACGCUCUUCCAGGUCAUCAAGUAAGUCUCACUAAGAUUGUUAUCACUUGCAUGCUCCUUUUCAGUAUGCCCACCCCCCCCCCUUUCUUUUUUUUUUUUGCUAUUCAAAUCAGCAGCAUGCAGUGACAGAAACAAGCCCCCGUGUCCCUCUCUAACACCACAAUCUGUCUCCACUCCUGCAUCCUGAAACAGCUCAGUAGCAGUCCAGUUGUUUCUCUUUGAUUGCCCUUCUUCCUCUCUCCCCUCUCUCUCUCUCUCGCUCUUUCUCUCCUCAACCCGCUCUCAAUUUCACUCUGCUCAACACAACCUUGAGGGCUGAAUUCUGCAGCACAGAAUUUGGCUAUUUGCCAUCUGAGCAAAACAGUGGUUGUGUGUGUGUCAAGGUUGUGCUGGCACAAUGCUCGUUUUCUUAUAUAGGAGCAAUCUAAAGAGCUCUGCUUCCCUUUUGAAAUACUUGCAGGGAGCUUGACGGUUUUUUUUUUUGGGGGGGGGGGGUGCAGCAGCCCUCUUGUUUGUGUGUGCAUGUUACUCUGUUAGUGAAUGAGAGGUAAUGAGACUUGUAAUGCCUGGCAGCAUCCAGGGCAGCAAUUGCAGAGAUACAAAUCGAGGUAAUAAGCUUUACCUCCUGCAGUCACGCAGAUCAGUAUGAGGCAGUAAACCCACCCUCAUCUCUGUCUGUGUGGCCCCAGUUUGGGUUUGAAAUGAGAAAUACAUUAAACACAAACAUGAAUCCCUGCUGCUGAGUGAAACACAUCCAUGUUGCCUUAAACACUGAUGGCUCUGUAAGCAAAAUUAGAAAUGACUACACUUUGUAAACUACCUAGAAAAUGUCAUUUAUGUUUUAAACCCAGUCAGCUGUAAUUUGCUGGUACGUUUGGAGAGGAUUUUUAAAAUGAUGCCAUGAUGCCAUCUGUGACCUUUUAACCCUUUGUGCUUCGUUUCCCUAGCAACGGCCACAACCAGAAGGUGCACAUGCAUAUGGUGGACCUGAUGAGCUCCAUCAUCUGCGAGGGAGACACCGUAUCCCAGGAGCUGUUAGACACCGUGCUGGUAAACCUGGUGCCAGCUCAUAAGGUACAGCAACAUGCACAAUACGGAUUCAUGAGCACAUGCACACGGUCCCAUCAUGGAUGCUGGUGCGAAUCAAAAAAUGGGUCGCUAACAGUCAUAAGUGAGCGUACAUGUCAGUAGACUGUGCUCAAGAUCAUUUUCCAUACACUGCAAUUCAGUGAGACCCCUGCAGGUGAGGAAAGGUAGUGCAUGUUUUGCACAAACCUCAGUGGAGAGCUCUACCCGCUCCAAGCAUCUUAAUGUGAUGCUGUGGAUCUUAGAAAAGCAAUGACUCGUAGUUUACACCCAUAUUUGUUAAAAAUGUUGUAUUGUUAAACAGAUUUUUGUAAAAAACAUGUGUGUUUUUCUCUUUUUGCAGAAUUUAAACAAACAAGCAUAUGACCUGGCUAAAGCUCUGCUGAAGAGGACUGCUCAGGCUAUCGAGCCCUACAUAACCAAUGUAAGUCUGUUUGCUUGGACACAUACUUUGUUCACACUUUGAUGUGUUUGGCUGGAUUUUGUAUUUGCAGUCAACGUGGGAUACUUUUUAUAUGCAUACAAUUAAAUCGAGGAGUUUUUCAGAGCUGGAACACUUAAGUGAUGUGUAGUCUUACCUCAUGCAAGAGUGUUUAGACUAGAAUAAGAAAUCUCUUGGACCUGCUGGGCUGUCAUACCUGUGCAAAAUCAGCCAUCAGCAUUAAAAGUUUGAUGUAUCACACGGUUUAAAUCAGAUACAUCCAGUUUCGGUCUCAUUUAUCCAUUUACUUCAGGCUCCUGAAAUGGGAUGAAAUGGUAGGUUUGAGGAGGAGCCCUGACAAUUCAGAGUAGAUGUGUGAUUGGGUAAAAACUAGAUUCCUCCAAGCUCUAAGGGUGCUUAGUUUUGACUGAUGUUUAACCUCAUAGUGUCAUAAAGGAACACAGUAAGGAAACAUCUCUGUAAUUGUCUAGCCAAUCAAGCACAGUAGUAACAACAGCAAACCAUUUGGCUGUAGUUUUGGCAGUGCGGGCAGGUGCUAAAUUCAGCUUUGCUAUAAAGGGUGUUGUCUGCAACUCAAGCGUGUCUCAAUAUUCCAAAUCCAAAUAUAAACUCAUGAUUUUGGGGAAAAGAGAUUUGGCUGUAAAAUGUUCAUAUUCAUUGUUUAAAAGCACUUGAUAAAACGAGGUUUGAGUCUCAGGACCAUGUUGGUUCUCCAUUUGGAUGUGUUAGCAGUCAUAUUUAUCUGUAUCUCUCUGCUUCAGUUCUUCAACCAGGUGCUGAUGCUGGGAAAGACUUCAGUCAGUGAUCUGUCCGAACAUGUUUUUGAUCUCAUCCUGGAGCUCUACAACAUAGACAGCCACCUGCUGCUGUCAGUGCUGCCGCAGCUGGAGUUCAAACUCAAGGUAACAAAAACACUCGAAACACUUUAAAACCCUGAAGUGCUCUGCAAUUUGACAAUAGAAAUGUAUGUAUCAUAUGUUAUGACGGUGGUUCUCAAAUCCAGUCCUCGAGCCCCCUCACUGUCCUGCAUGUUUUGGAUGUUUCCCUGCUCCAACACACCUGAUUCAAAUGAUUAGCUCGUUAUUGAGCCAUUACAGAGCUUGGUAACGAGCUGAUCAUUUGAAUCAGGUGUGUUGGAGCAGGGAAACAUCCAAAACAUGCAGGAUAGUGGGCCUCGAGAACUGGACUUGAGAACCACUGUGUUACGAUACGUUAGAGGUAUCUGAACAAACAAGAUAUGAUAAGAAUAAUAAUGAUCUUGAUAUUUAAGGUGAUGUCUACAGCAGCAGUUAUUGUGUUAGUACUUGUGUUGUAUGUGUAGUCAUUACCCACACAACAGACUCAAAGCCAGAGUCCUUGCCUCUCACACACAGAAUUACACAUUUCCACUUUCUCUGCAGGUUUGUUGAUUCAUAUUAGAAAUAUAAAGCAUUCAGCCAGUCAGCAUAAUGUUGCCACUGCAGUGUCUCAUAAAGGCAUCCCGCUGAUGGAUAACGCUCAUUAACUGUUCAGAAGGAGUGUAGAUCACUGCUGUCUCCUCAAAAUAAUAGCUGCGAUAAAAUCUCUCCCUCUAGGACUACACACUCUCGCUCUCUCACUCUUUCUCUUUUUCUUCAUGUCUUUGAUACUUAUUUAUUUUUCAUCUUUAUCUCUGCAAGCUUGUUUUCCCUCCCUCCUGCUCUCCUCUCAUCCUCUUCACUUCCCCGUCUUUACUGUCUUUUUGUCCCUGCUGUUUUCCUUCCUUUUGCUUCUUUCUAAAACAAGAUUAAAUACCAACCGAACCGCUGCUUUUUGGGUUAUUCAAACUCUAAUGCUGCCAGCGUAUUGAAUGUAAAUGCCUCGGCUUGUUUGUCCAUUCAGCACAGCCCAACUUUGCGCAUCACUGCCCUCUGUCUUUUCUCCCCCUCCUCUGUCUCUGCAGAGUAAUGAUAAUGAUGAGAGGCUGCAGGUGGUGAAGCUGCUGGCUAAGAUGUUCGGAGCCAAGGACUCGGAGCUGGCUGCGCAGAACAAACCUCUCUGGCAGUGUUACCUGGGCAGGUGGGUUACAGGCUGGGGUCAUGGCAUUGACAGAUCCUUGAGUUGCUGGAAAUGCCUUCAAACCCUCACGGAUAAUACCGACAAUUCUCUUUUAUAAGUGUUUACCAAAAGUCCAGUUUUCUGUCUUCUUUUUUUUUGUUAUAUUUUAUAAAAUUUGGUGCAGACUCACAUUAUGACAACAUUUUGGUCAGUCAUUUCUUUUACUUUCCUGAAUAGUGAAGGAAACUUGUUUACGCUAUUUUAGCUCAUCUUUUGACAUUUGUUAAAAAGUAUCUUUAACACCAUCUUAUGCGCCAUUAUCCUUUUUUAUUUUUCAACACUUUAUUUUCAACACUUCUGUUAAUACAUAGUGUUUUUAGUGUUUAAUUUGUCAGUAUGAGGUGUCUGUGCCCGGCAAAAUCCUGAUAAAUCUUCGUAGAAACUUCAACCAUUGUCACGCCCACUUACUGGCUGCUGUCAGCUUGAAAUCACUACAUUUAACAGCAUUAACCGACUAAACCAACAGAACACAAAGGGUAAAUGUCAGUCCUUGGACAAAAGUCUGGAGAAAACAAAAUUUAAACCACGGCUGAGGUCUGUCAGUGGUGUUUCCCAGCAGGCAGGAAACUAAACUAACAACAGCUAACCAGCAAAUUUCAAUUUUCUGUUUGGUGAGUAAGUCUCUCACUAUAUACCGAUGCUGUCUCUUUAAGGGACACAAAAAUAUAACAAAGGAAACAAGAAACCAAAUGAUAGUCACAGCCUAACUGUGUGUUUUGCAUGAACUGUGGGAGUUAUCAAAAUCAAUUUUAAAAUAUACAACAUUAAACCUCAAGUUAAGGGAAAUUUAAGGUGUGUUCCUGAAAUCUCAAAUGAUAAAGAUUAAGUCUAAAAAAUGUCUUAAAGGUGCACAGUAUCACUUCAGGAUCAUGGUAUAAACUCUGCCAUUUGUUUUAUUUACCUUUUAUGCCAAACUGCUGUUGAAAACAACAACAAAAAUGUUGAUUAAAACCAGUGAAAUUCUUAUCAUAAAAAUCUACAACCAGCAAAAGUUGCCAUGUUUGCUUAAUUAUCAAAACUGAAAAUGAGUCCAUUUUAAAAUAUAAUUGUCUUUCUGUUUGUUUAGCUUUCUUUCUGACUUCCUUAAUAAGACCUCAGGUUUAUUCGGAUCCUGCCUGAACUUCACAUUACAUUAACAGACGUUUCCUUUCCUUAAAGGUUUAACGACAUCCACGUGCCUAUCAGAUUGGAGUGCGUGAAGUUCGCCAGUCAUUGUCUAAUGAACCACCCAGACCUGGCUAAAGACCUCACAGGUAAACCAACCAGCCCUCGCCUUGAACGUCCAGUUAUUCUGCUUCUCAUAAAAUGUGACUAGCUUUGUUGUUGUACCUUUUAAAUGUAGGUACUGGAGACAAUUCAAUAAGUUCUCGCUUUGGUUAUUCUAAGUGCGCUCAUUUAUUUCUGUCUUCUUUCCCAGAAUUCUUGAGGGUCAGAUCACAUGACCCAGAAGAGGCCAUCCGCCAUGAUGUCAUUGUCUCUAUAGUAACAGCAGCCAAGAAAGACUUGUCUCUAGUCAAUGAUGCAUUACUUAAUUUUGUAAAGGAGAGGACCCUGGACAAGAGAGUGAGUGGGGAAAAUUGUUCAUAUAUUUCCAUACCAUACUUUCCUCUCCAGUCUUUGCCAGCAAGCAUUGAUAUUAUUGUUUGUUUUCAACGUUAUUAAUAUUAUGAUCUUUAACUUUAAUUAUUUAUCACAAUACGAGUCAUUUUUUCUCUAUAUAUAUGUAUAUUUAGACUCUUAAAGAGGACCAUGAACUGAAUGAGCAUCAAACAUUCAGUGCAGACACAGAAACCACAUUGUGAAAAAACACUAAAAAUUUCAGAUCUUUAAAGAACCGCUAAUAAAAAUAAUGAGCACACAUGACACGCUUCUAUACAUCCACAAGAACUCUGUUGUUCAGAGGGUGUUAGUUUCCACUCGGUGUGCUCGGAUAGAUGUUGAUGCGUCAUGUGAUACAUGAAAUCUGUGCAUUUAUGAGUGACAAUUGAUUUCUCUUUGGUAACUUUGGACAUCCCCUAUCUGCGUAAUGUGUGCAUUAGCCAAGCCUCAUGUGAGACUAUCUCAGCUACUUUGUGGCAGAAGGGGGUUGAAGAUGGCAAGAUGAAGCAUUUCCACACCACUUGAUGUCUUGAUUUCCGUAACAGCUCUUUGCUAGUUUAUGUUGCUUCUUGUACAGGCAAGUGAGGUUUGCACAGAUGGAGCCCAAACUUCCCUCUAACUCUCUCUAAAACAGCACAUAUCUUAAAGUUUCAACCAGCCCAGCCUUGGUCAUGUGACUGUUUUUCCUUUUUGAGAACUCCAGCCAUUUAACCAGUCAUAAUUUCCCUUGUCCUGUCUGUUUUCAUCAGUGGCGUGUCCGUAAAGAGGCCAUGAUGGGCCUGGCGUCCAUCUACAGGAAGUACUCGCUGCAGGGAGAGGGAGGGAGGGAGGCCUCUAAACAGAUUUCCUGGAUCAAAGACAAGCUGCUCCAUAUCUACUACCAGAACAGCAUCGACGACAGGUUUGUGUUCCUGGCAGCUGUAGGAAAUCAAAACACUGUCAUUAAAUUCAACGGAGGAUUUAGUCCUGCUGGGAGAAAUGUUUAAAAAGUGAACAUUUUAAAGCUUUAAAACUGCUGAUUAGACUCUCUGAAAGUCUGCUGACUUAAUUUGUGCAGCUGCAGCUUUGUAUAAACAAAAACUGUCAGUAAGUCGCCUUUAAUUUCUGCAUUUGUUGUUCUUUGAUUGAUUUGUCUUCCUUUAGAUAGCCGGCAAAUGUGGAUGAUAAUAAUAUCACAUUAAAAUGGAGUAGACAGCGGACUUUAACAGUGUGUCAAAACCUUUCAUUUGUCUCGGACAGGUUUGAACAGUUAAAGGCUUCACUCUCCACUCAAACUCUAUAUUUUAAGAGUCACUCAGGGAAAAUGUUGUUGAAGAGGAGCCUACAGUAGCCUCUGGAUAUCAAAGCGCUGAGCAGUAACAACUGUUUUCAUCGUUAGGUAAAAGAUGUAGGACUCAUUUUGUGAGUCAGCGUCACUUUGAGUCGAAAACUUUGGUUUUGUUAUUUUUUUCUCGACCAACACAAACAACAAGGAGAGUCUAAAGUGCCUCUCUGGUGGUUGUUGAAAGUCAUUCUGCUGAAUGUCAAAAGCUAAAGCAGCACUUAAAUAAAAAAGGUGGGAAAAAAGGAAAAAAUCCAAAUACACAACAGCAACCAUGAAACAACACCCCAGCCUGGGAUCUGACUGCAGAGAAGUGUUUGAGGGUGCAGUCCUUUGAGUCACUGUGCUGCAGUGGAGCCGCUCAGCUGCCAAAGGCAAAAAGUCUGUGUUGUGACAGACAGUACCUGAGAGAUAGAGAGAGAGAACGAGUGUUUCUCUGCCAAAUUUAAACACUUUGAGCUUCUUAGCAAACAAAAUCCUGUAAAUUUGAUUGUUUAAACUUUAAGAUUGUGGGAUUAUGUCGAGUGUGAGAGCCCGUUCCACUCCACAAAGAUGCUCUAAAUUCAAGUUUCUCUUUUGUUUCUUUCCUCUCAUGUACGUGUCAGGUUGUUGGUGGAGCGAGUCUUUGCCCAGUACAUGGUCCCUCACAACCUGGAAACCACAGAAAGGAUGAAGUGUCUGUACUACCUGUAUGCCACCCUGGACACAAACGCUGUCAAGUAAGUCUAGGACCAGUGCUAAAAAAAGACACCUCUUCUUUCUCCAGUUUUUGAACCGUGUCAAAGAGAAGUUCAUAAUGACACCUUUUAAUUCCUUAUCCCCCUUUGACCUUUAGAGCUUUGAACGAGAUGUGGAAGUGCCAGAAUCUGCUGAGACAUCAUGUCAAGGACUUGCUGGACUUGGUCAAAAAACCAAAGGUAAUCCAGACCACUAAAAAACUGAUUGGCAGGUUAUGCACUCAUGUUGUUUCAUAUUUCAGUAACACUUAAUUUUUUGGUACACUUAUUACCUAGGUAAUUACCUAGUAACAACAUUACAAAUUAUCUGGUAAUUACAUGAUAACUACUAAGUCAAUACUGUCUAGCUACCAGGGAGGUAACCUUCCAUCAUCAUACAAAUCUGAAGCCGAAUUGCUCUGGUAUUUGCUGUGAUAAUGCUCGGCUCAAACGGUGUAUCACUCCGCAAUCUUUGCACGCCCAUAGGCUGUAUCAAGUGUCAAUCAAAGAAAAUAAGAACCCCAAAUAGCUUUUGAAAAUAGAGCUGCACAGAAAAAAAGAAAAAAAGAAAAACUAGACAGUAUUGACUUAAUAGUUGUUAUGUGAUUACCAGAUAAUUUCAUGUCGUUACUAAGGAAUUACCUGUUAAUUACCUGGUAAUAAGCGUACCGUAAAAGAAAGCGUUACCCAUAUUUCUAAUCUGAUUGUUCCUGUUGUUUGUUUGUGUUUGCUGCAGUCAGAGGCAUCGAGCAAAGCCGUUUUCGCCAAAGUCAUGGUGAUCACAAGUAAGGACACGCAUCAUAUAAGUGCAUGCAUCCAUUUGAAUUACAGAUUUAGACCUCCAUGUCGGUCUCUCAAUCAGCAAAGCCUCGGUUCUGCAGAAACUGCUGAAACAAAAUCCCCCUCACUUCCUGUGUUAUGAAUCUGUUCUUUGUAGAUAUCAGCUCUUUCAUUUUGUCCGCACAGGGAACCUUCCAGACCCGGGCAAAGCUCAGGACUUUGUGAAGAAGCUGGCUCAGGUCCUGGAUGAUGACGAGCGGAUCAGAGAUCAGUUGGAAACCUUGGUCAGCCCCUCAUGCUCCUGCAAGCAGGCCGAAGUCUGUGUGGUGGGUAUUGAUGUUUCCCAGAUCAGAUCACAGAGUUGUGCCCUCUCUUUGAAAUUCCGCCGCCUCUCUCCUGGCUUUGUUUUUAUUAUUUAUCUCUACGAUAACUCUCCCUUAAAGAUAAAGUCGCACCAAAUUCAUUGAAGGAUAACCUGGGAAGCUUUUUCACUCUGACAGAGUAUUAAGUCCUUUUUUUUUUUUAAAGUUACAAAACCAAGAGAAGAAAACAGUUGAGCUAAUGAAGGAGAGUGUUUGCUGUUCUCUCUCACACAGCGUCAAUAAUAGAUUUUUAAACCCCCUGCUGUGCUGUUGAACCUCUAAUGAUCCCUGAAAAAGACUCUCUUCAUCCACCAGCACUGAAGCAACAGAAAGAUUUUUCAGCAGUUUCACAAUUAGAUGUUGUUUUAGAGCAAAUUCAGCUCUUUACUGACUAACAUCCUACAGAGUUCAAGCAUUUAAUGACAGGAUGUUUUAGUUUAGACUCUGGUUUAGUUCAUGUUUGCUCUCAAACUGCUCAUAAGUUCAAGAUGCGUACAUGAAAAUAGUCAGAUUUAGGGCUGGGCAAUAUGGGAAAAGUUUAUCACAAUAUAAAUUUUUUUCAUAUCAGUCGAUAUCGAUUUAUAUCACGAUAUGAAAAAUGAAAUUUAACAGUGCUUGUUGGUAGCAUGUCCUUUGCAAAACAAGAAGCUACUGCAUCUGUGAGGUCUUUGUGUCUCUUUGACGUUUUGUCGUAAAGCGUCGCACUAGACCAGUGGUUCUCAAGUCCAGUCCUCGAAGCCCCUCACUGUCCUGCAUGUUUUGGAUGUUUCCCUGCUCCAACACACCUGAUUCAAAUGAUCAGCUCGUUAUUAAGCCAUUUCAGAGCUUGAUAACGAGCUGAUCAUUUGAAUCAGGUGUGUUGGAGCAGGGAAACAUCCAAAACAUGCAGGACAGUGGACCUCGAGGACUGGACUUGAGAACCACUGCAGUAGAGAACGCAGUCUGAAUGGUUGAUUCAGCGUGGCGCAGACCCAGAGCAACUCCCCUUUUCAUUGGCUGUUCGUAUAGUCUACCAAAACAGGGCAGAAUACUGGCUAUCGAAAAGCAUAUUGAUCAUGUUUCAUCUCGAUAUCAGGGUACAUUCAUUUUUGAGACAUAUUAUUAUCGUUUUAUCGCCCCGCUAUAGUCAGAUUACUAUUUCAAGAGUGUUUAAGUUGAGGGUUUUAAAGCAAACGGUUCUUAUAGACUCACCUGACGGAUGAAGCUUCAUCCCUUCAUCAUCAUUACAUCAGUCCUGUCACUCUUCUCUAGUUUAUCCGUGCCUGAAUGGAGAGAGAAUAUUUUAUAACCGUUGUAAAUGCAGAACAAGAAGCGUUUCCCCUCUCCCUCUCUCUGCUGCUGCACUCCAUGUUAGCUUUGAAAAUGUCAUCAAUUACAGGGUCAGUUAAAAGUAAAACUGAGGUAUAAUUGGGGCUGACCUGGUAGGAUUGGUUCCCUGACUUUUAUAACCAAAAGGAAAAUAGAGUUCAUGACAUAAACCACUGCCUCUGAAAACCUGAUUGCUUGAGUAAAUAAUGUGCGAAUUAAAAUGAGCCGAAUACAAAAGGCCUUUAUGGCUUAUAUCUAGGGUGCAGUAUAUAAGAGAGGGAGUAGGGUACUGGUGGACAGGAUGUAUGUGCUUUAUAAACACAUUGUGUGUGAACGGGGGCACAGAUGAAUGUGCGAUUAGAGCGCUGGGAUGUAGAGCGAAUGUUUAUUUAUUUAUCAUGCUUAUUAUUUAUGGCCUAUAAUGAGGCUGCCUGUUGUUUAUGUUAUGUUAUUUUUCUUCUCUUUAUCAUCCAGUGAUUAUAAUCCUUCACUUAGUUUGUAUCAUUUGUAUUUUUCUUUCACAGUUAACAUGAAAAAUAGACAAAAAGAUCUAAAUAUGAAUUUAAACAUACAUGUAAAAAAAUCUGGCAGAUCAUAGGGCUUCAUGUAAGCGAUACUGUUGCAGUCAUCUGUGUUUCAAACCUGGUUAAUGAACCUCACAUCUCUUCCAAGUCCAAAACAAAGUAUUUUUAUAGUAUUUUGAUACAUGUUGAUUACUUCUGUGUCACCUUACAGCGAGACAUCACUAAGAAGCUCGGCAGCCCCAAACAGCCCAGCAAUCCUUUCCUGGAAAUGGUCAAAUUCCUGCUGGAGAGAAUCGCUCCUGUACACAUCGACACGGAGUCUAUCAGGUACGCUUCAACAAAAACUCCUUUAAUUUUAAUUCUCUCUUGAACACUUUAAUCACAGAUCCUUAAGAUACAGAAUUGAACGGUCUUGUAUCUCUCUUUUAUCCCUCAGCGCGUUGAUAAAGCAGGUGAAUAAAUCUAUAGACGGAACAGCUGAUGACGAGGAGGAGGGCGUCCCCACUGAAGAGGCUAUCAGAGCAGGACUGGAACUGCUGAAGGUGGAAAAUAUGUUUCUAUCUGUGAAAUACGAUGAAUAUUAGGUGUUCAUCGCAUUACUUCAGCGUCGCUCCACCCUGUUAAAGCACACUGCAUGAAGAGAAAAUGAAUCAAAAUGAUUGGCCCCACACUCGUGGGUGUAUGUGUGAAUUACUGCCUACAAAUCCAGCAAUCAGUGAAUGAUUAGACUUCUUGUGCUCCUGUCUCAGUGAGUGAUAUAAUUGAUGAUGGGCACAAAGCAGUAGAGGGAGAAAUGAACAAACAUUGACUGAUAACAUCACUGAUGCAGUUUCCCCUGGAGGUGUGGUUGACAGCUGCAUCAAUCUCAGUGAAACAAACACAUUAAAUAAUGAUGAUUUGAAAGCUUCAAUCCUUUCACUUAAUCCGUGUUAAAUCAUUGAAUAUAUCAAACCUUUUCUGUGAUGACUGUGGGAUUAAUUGUAGAAAGAGUCCAGACGCUGAGCUUGAUUUGUUUUUGUUUUUUUCUCCCACAGGUGCUGUCGUUCACACACCCGGUGUCGUUCCACUCUGCAGAGACAUUCGAGUCCUUGUUAGGGUGUCUGAAGAUGGACGAUGAGAAAGUUGCAGAGGCCGCACUGCAGAUCUUCAAGAACACAGGCAGCAAAAUGGAGGAGAGUUUCCCUCACAUCAAAUCGUACGUUUCAUUGCCUGAUUGGUGAAACCCCAAUUUUCAACAUGACAGGAUUUUUAUUAUUAUGAGAGAACUUUCUGGUGUUUGUAACUGUUUGUCCUGCUUGCUCCCCCAAGUGUUCUGCUGCCGGUACUGCAGGCGAAAGCAAAGAGAGGCCCCCCUCGCCAGGCCAAGUAUGCCAUCCACUGCAUCAAUGCCAUGUUCACCAACAGAGACACACACUUCGCUCAGAUCUUUGAGGUCAGUCAUUCACAAAUUCUUGUUUCUAAGUUUUGAUUUGAUGAACAGAAUGUGUGAAGUUUUUUCUAAUGACUCCAUAUGUUCAGGGUAUCCACUGCAGGGUCUCUAAACGUCUAGAAUCCAAUAAUUUGAAUUUAAUAAUAAUAAAAAUAAUAAUUACGUUUAUUUAUAUAGCCCCUUACAACAUCUGGAAAGAUAAACAAAGUGCUUUACAUUACGAUUACACAGUCAAAUACACAAAUACAGGAAAAAGAAAAUAUAUGACAAGUGACAAAUUUCACAGGAUAUUAUGACAAAUACAAAGGAAAGAGAACACUGGAACGAUCAAAUACAAAGCAAAGGCAAAUGUCACUGAAUAUUAAAAGCCUGUCUUAAUAGGUGAGUUUAGAGAGAUGUUUUAAAGAGUGCCAGGUCAUUAAUAAAAUGUAAUUCAGGGGGUAGGGAGUUCCAUAAUAUCAGGGCCGUUAUUGAAAAGGCAGGAUCCCCUCCACUGUUUAAAAUGUGAAAAAGGACCCUCCAACAGGGGCUGUUUUGAAGACUGGGGUCUUAAAAUUUCUAAAAUUCUCUUAAAAUCUCAUAAAAUGUCUUGGAUACAAUUUUGAAAGGUCUUAAAAAUGUAUUUACUAUACUUAAAUAUAAAUAUUAUGUCGUAUAACAAAAAUUGAUUGAAGUAAUACAAAAUGUUCUAAUUUUCUCCAUGUCUUUUGUACUUUUGGGUCUUGAAAAAGUCUUAAAUUUGACUUGUUGAAACCUGCAGGGAUCCUGUUUGUUGUGCUCUUCACUUUCAGCAGGACAAAGGUUUAGAUUAGAGUGAUUGAAGGAGUUUUUCAGAUACAAAGUUGUGUCCGUGUUUUUAUUUCUAGUCUGCCAGGUGUGAGCUAAAAUCAAACGGUCGAUGCAAUGUUGUGCGUUUGUGUUUCUCCAGCCUCUGCACAAAGGUCUGGACCCGGCAAACCUGGAGCAGCUCAUCACUCCUUUGACCACCCUGGGUCACCUGGCUCAGCUGGCCCCAGAACAGUUCGCGGCACCGCUCAAAUCUCUAGUCGCCAACUUCAUCGUGAAGGAUCUGCUCAUGAACGACAGGGUAUGCACAGCACACCAUAAAUAUUUUGUCAUUUUUUUUGUCCUGUAUUAAGGGUCAUGGCUCCUUUUGAAUGUAAUCAUCAGUUUAACUAGCUAGAACCUGAUGGAAAUCCUAAAGAAGUGUCACUGAAAGGUCCCUAAAAAAACUGUUUUUGUUGUCUGUUCACUGCACACGUUGCACCUCUGACUGUAUUUUUUGUUCUGUCUGUAGAUCCCAGGCAAGAAGACAACCAAACUCUGGGUUCCUGAUGAUGAAGUGUCUCCAGAGACUAUGGCCAAGGUUUGGUGAAAUCCUACUGCAAGCUCUAAAAAAAAUCUGUCCACGUUCUUAGAGCUCUGCUGCAUUUGGAUGCCUUGUUUUUUAUUUUAAUCUCUAGCCCUAAAAUGGAUCAUUUUAACCUUUCACCUUCUUCUGUUCAGAUCCAGGGCAUCAAGCUGAUGGUGAGGUGGUUACUAGGAGUGAAGAACAACCAGAGUAAAUCAGGCAACUCCACCCUUAGGAUGCUGACAGCUAUUCUGCACAGCGAUGGAGACUUGACUGAGCAGGGCAGGAUGGGGUAAACACGUCUUAUACAGCUAAUUUGAUCAAAGCGAGAGAACUGUGCUUCAGAUUAUUGAUCUGUUUGUACCGUGAUGCUGGAUUUUCAUGAGAAGACCUGAGAAUAUGACAGCCCUGCAUUCAUAAAUGUAUUCUGAUAUAUAAAGAGGUUGUUAUUCUUUCUCUUCCCGCAGUAAACCUGACAUGUCGAGGCUGCGGCUGGCAGCGGCAUGCGCCCUCCUCAAGCUGGCUCAGGAGCCCUGCUAUCACGAAAUCAUCACCCUGGAGCAGUAUCAGCUGUGUGCUCUCGUCAUCAAUGUGAGAACCCGCUGAGGUCUCCUCAAAUGUGUUUGAGGGCCCGGCUUAGUUUGAAUUUUUCAUGGUUUUGAUUUCGUGUUGCUAGGAGGUGAUGAUUUAGUCUCCAGCAACCCUCCAACUCAAAUUCUGAUUUCCCCUUCCUGCGUUUCUCACUGUUUCAUCAUCCCUCCCCUCUCCCUCUAAUCAUCACCGCCGCUUCACUCCAUGUUUUCCUUUCGCUCUCCAGGACGAGUGCUACCAGGUGCGACAGUGUUUCUCGCAGAAGCUCCACAGAGGCCUGUGCCGCCUCCGUCUGCCUCUGGAAUACAUGGCCGUGUUCGCUUUGUGUGCCAAGGACCCCGUGAAAGAGAGGAGGGCUCACGCUCGUCAGUGCCUGGUGAAAAACGUCAACAUACGGAGAGAGUACCUCAAACAGCACGCAGCCAUCAGCGGUAAAGAAACUCACCUUACUCUCAUGUGAAAAAGACCACACCCCUUCUCUACACCUUCAUUUAGAUUUAGACUUUCUUUAUGUGUCAUUGCACAAAUUAAAACACAGCAGUGAUUUCUCUCUGCAAUGAAAUGUUGUUGAUUGGCUCCAAUAUCACAGCAUGAUGGUGUUUAAUUUAAUAUACAGAAAAACAAUUAAAAAAAUUAAAAACUAAGGGUAAAAUAGCAGCAUGGUGAGUAAUAUUGCACUUUCUGGAGGUAAAAAACAAAUAAAAAAAAGUGUACAUAAUAUAGGAGCUAAAAGGUAAAAUAAGAAAAGUAAAACAAAGGCUAAAAGGACAGUAAGUCGAAAUAAGAGAGUCUAAAAUUGUCUUAAAAUGUCUUAAGUAAGAUGUUGAAAGGACUUCAAAAUGUAUGUUCACGUGACUUACAAAUAAAUAACUUAGAAAUAAGCCAUAGAAAUAAAGAAUUAUUUGAAUUAAUGUAAAAUUUUCUGACUUCCUUUUAUGUCGUUUGUACUUUUUUGUCAGUAUGAAUGUUAUACAGGUCUUAAAUUGUAUUUACUAUGGUCUUAAAAAAGGUAUUAAGAAGUCUUAAAUUUGUCUUGUUGAAACCUGCAGAGACCCUACUCAGUGUGUAAUGUGGUUUUCCUUAUCGCUGUUAGGAUUAAAUAUUUACCUUUUGUGUGCCAACAGACAAGCUGUUCUCUCUUCUGCCGGAGUACGUUGUGCCCUACACCAUCCACCUGCUGGCUCACGACCCAGACUACGUCAAAGUGUCGGACAUCGAGCAGCUCAAAGAAAUCAAAGAGUAAAUCCCACAGAAAGCUUCAGGAUAUAGUCAUGAGAGAAUAUUUUAACUCGACAUAAACACUUUCUAUUAGGUCAAUGUUAGGAUGUUGGUUAUUGGAUAAUUUCUGCUGUAUCAUGGUGGGACAUAGCUACAAUCUUUCCAACACAUGCUGAUGUCGACCUUUUCCCUCUCUUAAGGGCUCUGUGGUUUGUCCUCGAGAUCAUCAUGGCCAAGAACGAGAACAACAGCCACGCCUUCAUCAGGAAAAUGGUCGAAAACAUCAAACAGACAAAAGACGCCCAGAACCCCACCGACUCCAAAACCAACGAGGUACGCACGAUAUCUGAAGUCUCACGUUCACUCAUCAUGUAAUUCAUCCGCCUCACAAGCUGCCGUCCUCUGUGUCAUUUUUCUUUUCAUGCAGAAACUUUACACAGUGUGCGAUGUCGCCAUGCACAUCAUCAUGUCAAAGAGCACCACCUACAGCCUGGAGUCACCGAAAGACCCCACACUGCCCUCGAGGUUCUUCACCAAACCUGAUAAGGUCAGUGCUUUUGACUGAAGGGCCGGAAUACUACACUUCCAGCAAAGACGGUUUAGAAUUGAUGCAAAUACUUACCCACUCUGUUGAAAUGCAGAAAAACUUUGUAUAAACUAAAAACAAAUGUCACUUUCACUUUGAAUGAGCUUUAACGGCAUUAAAGUCCAAACAGUAUUUCCAAAUUAUUACAAAUAGUUUUACUUUCUCUUUGUGGUGGUUGGUAGGAGCUUGAACUUUCCUACUGCAGCCCAUUUUUUCUGUGACUUUCUAAGAGGCAUCAUCUCAUUGAUUCACAUUUUGACUGAGGUUGUUUAGCCGGAGAUAAAAGAGUAUAUUUCUGUCUUGAAGUUGUUUUUAUCUCUAAACAAAAGAGCCCUCUAACGUGUCUUCUGGCUGUUUUCAGAAUUUCAACAACACAAAAAAUUAUCUCCCUCCAGAGAUGAAAGCCUUCUUCACACCAGGAAAAGUAAGAUAAAUGAAACCUCUGAAUGUGUUUUUUUUUUUUUUGUUUUUUUUUAAAGAUGAUUUUUUUUUUUUGGACAGAGCACAUAUUAAAGUCUCUCACUUUUCCAGCCCAAGGCAGCUAAUGUUUUGGGAGCAGUAAACAAGCCGCUGUCGACAGCAGGGAAACAGCUUCAGAGUAAAGCCUCUCGUAUGGAAACCGCAAGCAUCGAGGACUCCUCGUCCAACCCGGGAUCCCCACAGCGGGGCAAGACCAGGUACAAAUCAUGCUUACAGCAGAGCAGGAAUCAUGAUGGCUGUAAAUCUGUAAUCAAAUCCUGUUUGAAGAACUCUGAGUCUAAAAGUGAAAUGGGGUCAAAUGAAGAAAUGCUGACAAAGAGAGAGAUGCUGUCUGUAUCUAGUCAUUUGUGUUAGUGUUUGUUUAAUGUAUCUUCACCUUCACCUCAGGCAUGACAGCACAGAAAUGGAUCGUAGCGAGAACGAGGAUUUCACCCUGAAGAGAGCCGACAGCACUGACAAGGUACUUUUAUACUUCCUGUGACAAAACACUUGUUACUAUAAUGAGGUAAACACUUGAGUGGUGUUAUCUCCCUUUAUCUGAAAUUACAGGUUUAUUUUUACCUGAAGAGGUGACCCACAUAGAUCAUGAUUACAUUAAAAACAUAUUUAAAAGUCGGGGUUAAUGGUUGAUUUAGUGAAAAGGGGCGACUGUAUAUUUUUCAUUUCCUGUUGUUUUGAAAUGAACAGCAGUGAAGUAUUAAGAUGAUUGAGUUUAACCUUCCUCCUCUGUUUGCUUUUACGACGCACCCACUAUGUUAAGGGUCGGUUUCGACUCGUGACUUAAAUCAGCUGUAAAUUACAGUAACAACCGUUACCUUUCAUCCAAUUUGGUUCUCAUGUCUAGGUUACCUUGUUAGGUUUCAUUAAAUAUUCAUAAUAUAUUUUAUAUAUUUUUUUUGCCUUUCUUUGUCAGUAUACCCCUCACACAGACAUCUAUACUGAAUUGACCUGACAUGUCUGGACAUGCCUGACAUUUUUUGUGCAGGAAAAAAAACAGGCAAAAUGAGAAUUUCCUAAAUUUCACAUGAUUGGAAGAGGAUCUGACUGUCAGUGUUGUGCCUGAGAGUGCACUUGUGAUUUCAAUUUUUGCUCUAAUUAUCAGAUAUUAAUCUAACCGGGUCAACAGUGACCCUAACAAAAUAAGUGCCAUAAUUUUAAUAAGAGCAUUUUAUAAUUUAGUCUAUUUGAUUUUAUUUUCAUUUUGUUUAAAUAGUUUCCUGACAAAGUCAAAAAGUCUUGAUGCAAAAAAAAAAAAAACUAAUCUAUGUGGUUCUUUUAAGCAUCAAAAAACAAAAACAGAUCGGUGCAGACCCUAACACAGGAGGAGGGUCAAGCACGGCACUGCAAUGAAACACUAAGUACAAUAAGACAUCAGGGCUUUCUUAUAUACAGUUGCUUGUGUAAAGACCUCAGAAUCAUGUGUUUCAAAGGUCUGUUUGUUUGACAGAUUUCCUGCACAAACAAAAAUCAACCAUCAGCACGGUCUGAGAUGUUUUAGUAUCUUAGUUUGAUGCUGUAAAAGUCGUGUUGCUGCGAUCCAGUCAAGUGUUUCCAGUCAUGAAGUCUUUAUUGUCUAUUUGUGCUUUGCAAACACCUGCUGGGUUCAGGCCAAGACAGAAUAUCAGGUACAAGCUCUCACCAAAACAUGCUUCUGUAACACUGAAUGCUCAAAGAAGAGUUUAUCAUUUAUUAUGGUUCAACUACACAACUGUUUGUUCGUCUUUUACAGGAUAUCGAAAAGCCCCGCGGUCGCAAACGUGGCGUGGCCUCCAGCGAUGACCAAGACAGCAAGCCAAAGCGCGGACGCAAGAAGGCCUCAGCCAACACCACGGCAGCAGCCGAGUCCGAGGACCAGUGGGACGAAGACAACCGGCCCGAGGACGAACAGAACAGCCCGCCCAAAAAAGGCCGCAGAGGCCGACCUCCCAAGUCUGCUACUCCCAGUCAGGACACACCUGCCAAGGGAAAGAGGGGGAGGAAGAAGGCCGCUCCUCCACCAGAGGAUGAUGAGGAGGAGGAAGAUGAAGAGAGGGCGGAGGAGGAAGCAGAAGAGGAGGAAGAGGAGGAUGACAGGAGCAGUGAAAAUAUGGAGUUGAAGCCCAAAGGAAGGCAGGCAAGGACGCCACGACGGUCACAAGGGUGAGAAACUGAGAAACUCUGUAUGCAGCUGUUUGAGCAGAGAGUGAAGUGAUGAAGAUUUCUUUUUAACUGAGACUCUGUUGUCUUCAACAUUUCGUCCCAAAUCAACAGCUUGGACUCAGCAGAGUCAACACCGCAGAAGAGGAGAGGACGUCCCCCCAAAUCAGCUCAGCCGCCUGCCAAGAAAGCAGCGUAAGAUUCACACCAGCUUUAUGUUAGCUUUGUGUGAUUAGACAGUGACUCAGUCUGACAUUAUCCUUCAAAAUCCAGUUUAUGGACUAAAGUUAAGGCCCAAUGUUUUUCUGUUCUCUUAAGUAACGGCCGUUGUUUUCACACUAUUCACUUCUUUCUGAAUGUGUACUCUGGACAGUUUGUCGUAACUCAAAAAAGCACAGUCUAGCUCUCUGAUAAACUGUCUGUAUCCAACCCUUUUCCCUUUGACCUCCAACCCCCAAUUUCCACCACAUCCGGAACAGCUGCAAUAUUCACCUUCCACCAGUUCCUACCGGAUGCGUUUGUGAGACAAAUUUCAUGGCAGAUUUCAGACAGCGGGAAUCGCGAGAACUCGCAAGAACCUGCGGAUACGCAUGCAAUUGCGCGAUAACGAGUUGUCUCAGCCACAAAACCACAUCGGCAGUAGAUUGUGUCCUUACAGAGGAUGAAAUCCACCUCCUGACUUUUAGAAUCAGCAUCUUCUCAUCCAUGGAGUCAUCGGGGUUAAAUACUGUCUAAAAACCUUUCACAUGUUCGUCCCCGUCUGUUCCCAUGGUGUGAAAUAGGAUCCACCUGAAACACAGAGUGUUUAAUCUUGAAAAGAAGCCGGAUGUUUUAUUUUGUCUGUGCCCGACUUCCUUUCCAGCACGGGUUAAUCAGUGCUGAAUUUAUGCGGCAUGCUGCAUUGUCCGGAAAAAAUAGAACUCUUACAAUCGGCUGCAGAGUCAGCUGAUCCACAGCAGAACUGAAAGAAAUUGACAAAUUAACUUGAAUGGAAACGAUCAGCUGCGAUCGGUGGAUACGGCCUUUUCGCAGCCAUUCCAGAUGCGGUGCAAAUUUGGGGUAAGGUACCCACAUGUAGAAACAAAAUGUUGUCACCACACAUGACUUGAUGGAAAAUGAAGUUUUCUGACUCCAGAACAAGGAAUUAAGAUGUACAUAUAUAUGAAACAUAGAUAAUUAGUAACAUUUGAUUAUAAGAUUAAAAAUAAUCAGGAAUAAAAUUCAAAAGGCGUUUGCAGAUGUGUGCACGCAUACUAAUGUCUCCCCAUUUAUCACCGAGGAAAUAUGAUUCACUCCUUUCUAUGGUCUCCAGCAGUGGUGGGCGAUCGAAGGCAGCUGCUGCUAAAGAUGACUCUGAGGAUGAGGAGGAGGAAGAGGAGGAGGAGCAGGAGGAGGAGCCAACACCGAAGGUACUGAGAGCAUCACGUGAAUGAUGCCUGGCAAGUUUUUUUUUUUGUAAGAGGAAUAAAUCACAACUUCACACUUCUGUCUUUGUUUUCUAGGGGAGGAAGAAGGCAGCGGGGCGGAGGAGAUGAACUGAAAAACGGACGGAGGACAAACGAAAAGCAGCGUCUUCUAAAAGUUGUGGAGGAAUAACGUAGGAAAGGAAAAUAUGGACAUUGAACUUUUUAAACUUUUCAUAUGCCGACGCUCCUACUGUUACACAAAUUCACAUUCUUGCAUAUACCACAUGCACACUACAUCAAUACAUUGGUAUCAUCAGCUGUGGGUUGUUGCAUUGUGAUGAUGUUUGCCACGUUAGGUAGAAAUAAUUUUAACAGAAAAACAAAAAAAGAUUGCUCUUGUAAAUAGUCUCUUCUGUCUGUUUCAUGUUCUGUUGUUGUGUUCGAUGCUGACUGGGGGGAUGCUGUAAAGCCUUUACCCGCUGACACCAUUGUUAUUAUUAUUAUUAUUAUUAUUAAAGUGCUCCCAUAAAGCAAUACUGCGAAUAAAUCAUUCCCUCUGUGUCACACUUUUAAAAACUGAAAGAGAUUAACCGUUUUCUUUUUUGUGUCAUUUUCAUCUUUUGUUUACAGUUCUGUAUAUUAAAACCUUUUUUUUUUUUUUUUUACCAUGUACUGGGAAAUAUAAAAAAAAAAAAUGUCAGAAAACUGUUCAAAGUAGUUACUUCACGAGAACGUUGUUGUGUGCGCCUUAUUUCAAGGUUUGUACUUGCUGGCAUUUGAAAGUUCUGAGCAGCUACGGUUUUAGUGUUCGUCACCGCUGAUUAACUUGGCCUCACAUCCGCCCAGUCAGAUCCUCUGUUGUAUCAAUAUAAUUCUCUAUAAAACCUGACAUGC
Molecule: messenger RNA, 31474 nt
Organism: Xyrichtys novacula (pearly razorfish)
Lineage: Eukaryota; Metazoa; Chordata; Actinopteri; Labriformes; Labridae
Source: the annotation of a GenBank genome assembly